AUGCCAGCGACGGGAGCAGCGCAGAGGAAGGGGCCCACGUCAGCUGGGCGUGUGCUGGCACUGGCUGCGGCCGGAGGCACGGCCACGACGCUGGCGCUCUUGUACCUGUGGGUGCAACAGAGAAAGAGGAAAGCCCGCGACUACCAGCAGCGCGUCAAGACCGCAGCAGCCUUCAGGCGCCACAUCCAUCACAAGCACCACCACCGCAGCAGCAAGCGCAAGGGCAAGAAGCGCUCACAACAGAACAAGCACAACAAGAAGAAGACAUACGCCAGCGUCGCCAGUGGCGACGAGGCUGAAGACGACGAAGACACAGAGGGUCAGGAGAAAGGGAAGAGAGGAGGAGACGCAGCAGCAUCAUCAUCUUCGCAGAAAGGCGACGAUGAUGGUGAUGAUGGUGAUGAUGAUGAUGAUGACAAAGAAGAAGAAGGCCCGCGCAUCGCCGUGCUGGGCGCAGGCAUCAGUGGACUCGCCGCUGCAUACUACAUCAAGAAGAAGCGGCCAGAGUUUGAUGUGCACGUGUUCGAGAAGGAUGAUGUCGUGGGUGGAAACAUCCAAACUGUGCAGGCUGUCCAGCCGUCCACGCCCGUGCGCAUCGAGACGGGGCCCCGCUCCCUGCGCACCUCCACCGCCUCUGCCCGCUUUGCGCUGCAGCUCAUCGACGAGCUAGGUCUCGGCCCGCAGCUGGAGUGGGCCAACCGUGCAACACGCGGCCGUAGGUUCGUGUUUGACGAAGACACCGCCGCCCUUGAGGAGCUGCCCACCUCCGUCUCGCAGAUCCUCGGCUUUGCGUAUCGCCACAGCCUCGUCCCCGCUGUGCUGCGGGACCUGACGCAGGCCCUGUUCCACAGGGACGAGGGCGUGGGCUACGACACGUGCGAAGCCUUCUUCACCAAGCACUUUUCCCGCCACCUCGCCACCCGCUUCCUCACCGCCCUCGUGCACGGCAUCUUCAGCGGCGAGGCCAACAAGCUCCUGCUGCGCUACGCCUUCCCCAGUAUGUGGCAGCUGGAGCAAGCGUACGGCUCCGUCGUGCUGGGUGCCAUCCUCGACCGCUUCCUCAAGCUCUCCGCCGCAUAUGAGACCCCAAUCAUGCCGCCCGCCCCGCAGGUGCCGGACCGCGUGGAGCGCUGGCUGCAGCGCGCCGCAAAGGAGCGCGUGGCCUCGCUCAAGGGCGGCCUGACCACGCUCACGUCCGCCCUGUGGGAACACGUCGUCGAGGCUGGCGUGCACAUGCACAUGGGCGCAGCCGUGGCUCGCAUGGCACGCAGCGCUGACACCGACAGCGACAACGACGGCCAUCACCAUGGUGCUGGCGAUGAUGGCGAUGAUGGCCGUGACGAUGGCGAUGAGAGUGGUGGUCGCGUUGGUGACGGGGCCAGCAGCGGUGGAACCGGGGUUGCGCUGUUGGAUGAGGACGGGGCGCCCAUGCUGGUUGACGUGGAUUGCGUCAUCUCCACGCUGCCGCCCGCAGAGCUGCACCAGUUGCUUGCAAGCAGUCUGCCGCACCUCUCGCUCACGGAGACGGCGCACCGCCGCGCCAUGGCCUGCGCCAACAAGCUCGCCCGCGUACGUAGCCUGUCCAUUGCCGUGGUCACGUUUGUGUUCCUGCGGUCCUCCUUCAAGGCCGUCGUGAAGGAAGGCGUUGAGCCUGGCUUUGGGUUCCUCAUGCCGCGCACACAGGCGCGUGGCCACCUCCUGGGCGUGGUGUACGACUCGUGCGUCUUUCCCGAAUUGGCAGGUGCAGAGCACGUGGUGCUGACGGCCAUGCUCGGCGGGGAGGGCCACAACCACCAGACCUUUGUGGAGACAUCAAGCGAGCAGGUGCUGCUGGAUGAGGCGUGGCAGUGCGUGCAGCAGCACCUUGGUGUCGCCGUCACCCCGUCUGCCUCGCGUCUCACGCGGUGGGUGCGUGCCAUCCCGCAGUUUGACCACCUGUACGCUGCAGCUCGCGCCGACAUGGAGGCGUGCGUGCAGGCACACCUGCCGUGGCUGUUUGUGGGCGGUAAGGCGUUUGGCUUUGGAGUCGGCGUGAAUGACUGCAUCGUCACAAGCGCAUCCAUCGCAAACCAAAUUGUCGACCUCCUCUCCUAG
Messenger RNA from Salpingoeca rosetta, 2094 nucleotides. RefSeq lists its product as uncharacterized. The transcript has a single exon. Gene Ontology annotation, biological process: heme biosynthetic process. Bases 1 to 2094 code for a protein of 697 amino acids. The record is from RefSeq and is a predicted model, not a curated record. Lineage: Eukaryota; Choanoflagellata; Craspedida; Salpingoecidae. Gene Ontology annotation, molecular function: protoporphyrinogen oxidase activity, oxygen as acceptor. Gene Ontology annotation, cellular component: mitochondrial inner membrane.